GAAGAGGGGAGCAAGCCGCUCCUACUUCAAGGAAAUUGAUGCAAAAAGGGCAAACGCAAAGAGGCAUGCCGCGUUCUGCUUUUUGCUUUAUUUUAAACUCCUCAUUCGAAUUCGCUGCUAAUUGUCUGUUAGAAGUGGUCUCACUUGUGUGAGAGGACAAGGCCUGCACAUUCGGGAUGUGGAUGACUACGAGGAAAGUAGCGAAAGUUAUGGCUAAAGGAAAACUUCUAAAACAGCUUGUCAUGUUGUAGUUCUAAGUCUACGUCUAUCGCUAUCAAGGUCAAGGUGGUCAAGAUGGAUUAAGUACAUGUUCUUGUUCGGAAACCUCUCUAAUCAGGAGAGAUUUCUUAGCGGUGGAGAGAAUGGCGAAGGAGACGAGCUGCUCAAACGCAAAGUCCGAAUCAUGGAACGUGACCUUAUGAAUUACUCUUCUCACUUCAAAGAGAUGAUGGAUGCGCCGAUGGAUGGAUGAUGGAUGAACAGAACAGCGAGAACCUCGUCCUGCUUAGGUUUCUUGUCUUUAAAAUUACAGUUACAAGCAACUAGGUACAUGAGAACAAGACGAAGAGCCGAGCAGGUUAAAGAUUUCUCAUUUUUACAUUUUGAGUUAGAUUGCAGCAUGUUUUGAUACUCCGUUCUACCAUUGAUCAUGUGAACAGAGCAUAGAUUGAAAAUGACAUAAAAAUAGAACGUGAGGUUAUAGAUUUAGGUACUCACCAUGAAAAUGUAAAUGAAGAUUGCUACAUCCCUAAAAAAUGAAAGCUGCUAUUACAACAGUACUAAGUAAUCCGAUACUAGUGUUAUGAAUUUGUCGUGAAGAUUCAUUGGUUUUUCAUUUCCGAUAAAGAUCGAUCAUGUGCUUUGUUCAUCAGUAGUUACAUUACAUGACAUGCUAUCAUUUAAUCAAACGGACAAUCCACGCCCGUCGUGAGCACAGAUUCAUAUGUAUCCAUUGUGAUGCAAGUCAACGAGAAUAAAACGGCAGCGAGACCUCCUGUACGAGAAAUCACAAGAGGAUAACGACCGAAGAGUACCAUACCUUGUUGUUCGUUGAUAGAACGACCACUACGUGAUGUUUCGCAAGAA
Messenger RNA from Amoebophrya sp. A25, 1086 nucleotides. Lineage: Eukaryota; Dinophyceae; Syndiniales; Amoebophryaceae. The record is from the annotation of a GenBank genome assembly.